AGAGAGAGAGACAGAGACCAGCGGAGGACAAAAGAAAACGCAAGAUGAGAAUAUAGCGCAAACCUAAGAUAAAUAUAUUUCACAUCUGAAGAUAGUUUUCUCUUUUUGGGGUCAAGUUUUACUUUUGGAAAUCUUUUCAUUAAUAAUGAUUAUACAUAGUUAGUAGGUUAGGCAUAAGUCCGUUUUUAUACUUUUUGUACUUUGCUAUCGGUUUUAAGGAUUUUUUUUCACUAUUGGAAUGGUCUGAUUCAGGACAAUCUGCUAGGAAAAACUUAGACAAGAAAACUGUAAGAACGGAGCCUAGAGCAUUUUAGUGUCCCGAGUUCAGUACUCUCGCACAUUGAGGAAUGUUACCGAAACUCCAGUCGUUACCGCGGCUGCUGCCGCUCGCCCUCGCCCUCGCCAGCGUAUUUCUGGUGCAAAGCGGGACCAGUGACAAAGAAGUCAGACCAGAGGCAUGGCUCCAGCAGUAUGGGUAUCUUCCUCCUGGCGAUGUUCGGGCUCAGGCAAUCCGCUCUCCUAAAUCCAUCACCACUGCUAUAUCCGCCAUGCAGAAGUUCUAUGGCCUCACUGUCACCGGCACUAUGGAUCCAGCUACUCUCUCGGCCAUGAAGCGGCCAAGAUGCGGAGUUCCAGAUAAAUUUGGCUCUGAACUGAAGAGCAACCUACGAAAGAAGCGCUAUGUCAUCCAGGGCCUAAAAUGGGACAAAAGAGAAAUCACUUUCAGUAUCCAGAACUACACUCCUAAAGUGGGCGAACAUGCCACACAUGAGGCCAUCAGGAAGGCCUUCAAGGUCUGGGAAGCCGUGACGCCACUCCAGUUCCGAGAAAUCCCAUACAGUCAAAUCAAUGGCAAGGUGGACAAGUUUGCAGAUAUCAUGCUUUCCUUCGCGGAAGGCUUUCACGGAGACAGCACCCCAUUUGACGGCGAGGGAGGUUUCCUCGCCCACGCAUACUUCCCUGGUCACGGUAUCGGAGGUGAUACCCACUUUGACGCAGCAGAGCCUUGGACGACAGGCAACGUUGACCAGGGAGGUAAUGAUGUCUUCCUGGUGGCAGUGCAUGAAUUAGGUCAUGCUCUUGGUUUGGAACACUCAGGCGAUCCCUCUGCUAUCAUGGCUCCGUUUUACCAGUGGAUGGACACUGAGAACUUUGUACUGCCUGAUGAUGACAGACGGGGGAUCCAGCAAAUAUAUGGUGCUGGCUCCAGUGAGGUGCCCCAACCCCCAGCACCCCGGCCCCCCACUCGCAGGCCAGACCGGCCUUCCUUUGGCCCUGACAUAUGUGAGGGACACUUCGACACCAUCGCUUUCCUCAGGGGAGAGAUGUUCGUCUUCAAGGAAAAGUGGUUCUGGAGAAUGCGUGAUGGUAAACCUCAGCAGGGCUAUCCCAUGCCCAUUGGACACUUCUGGAAGGGACUGCCUCCCUCUAUCAACGCAGCUUACGAACACUCUGAUGGAAAGUUUGUUUUCUUCAAAGGGGACAAAUAUUGGGUUUUCAAUGAGGCCAAAAUGGAGGAAGGUUAUCCAAAAACUUUCAAGGAGCUUGGCACAGGCUUACCAAGAGACAAGCUGGACGCCGCUGUUUUCUACACACCCACCGGCAACACCUACUUCUUCAGAGGAACCCAGUAUUACCGGUUCAAUGAGAAAAGCAGAUCUGUGGAUCCAGAUUACCCCAAACCCAUCAGUGUAUGGCAAGGAGUACCAGAUAAUAUCAAAGGGGCCUUCAUGAGCGAAGAUGGAGCCUACAUGGCAGCCAUGUCUGGUUCUGGUCACUGUGAUUUUGCCAAGUAA
Messenger RNA from Sinocyclocheilus grahami, 1796 nucleotides. Its product is annotated as matrix metalloproteinase-14-like. The transcript has 10 exons. Gene Ontology annotation, cellular component: plasma membrane; extracellular matrix. Gene Ontology annotation, biological process: skeletal system development; collagen catabolic process; zymogen activation. Gene Ontology annotation, molecular function: metalloendopeptidase activity; zinc ion binding. The record is from RefSeq and is a predicted model, not a curated record. Lineage: Eukaryota; Metazoa; Chordata; Actinopteri; Cypriniformes; Cyprinidae. The coding region runs from base 348 to 1796 and encodes 482 amino acids.